Molecule: messenger RNA, 4899 nt
Organism: Leptopilina heterotoma
Lineage: Eukaryota; Metazoa; Arthropoda; Insecta; Hymenoptera; Figitidae
Product: tyrosine-protein phosphatase non-receptor type 5-like
Exons: 8
Coding region: 633-2294 (553 amino acids)
Biological process (GO): protein dephosphorylation
Molecular function (GO): protein tyrosine phosphatase activity
Source: RefSeq, a predicted model, not a curated record
AAAAAAAAAAUUUUUUUUCAUAAUUCAAAUGUGCUUGCGGUGCUAAUUAAAAGGGUUCUAAAUUGAGAACUGGUGGUAGUUUAAAAUUGUACAGAGACAUCACGUGUUUAAAAUAAAAAAAUAAAAUAAAAUAAAAAGAGAAAAAGAAAAAAGAAGCCGGUUUUUCGUCACGCCUGAGGCCACAAGGAAUUUCUACGCAUUUACUUGUGGUUUAGGUAUAUCAUAGAUGUCUCGAAAAAUACGAGACGACGACGAGGGUCAAAGGAACUUGGUUAAUAUACGAAUAUAAGAGAGCUGUUCAAUAAUGGACCAUCAGGCAUACGGCAGAGGCGUCUGAACGAAUAGUUUCCGGUUUUCUGAAUCAUACACGGAAUGUUAUUGAAAAAGACGGCGUAGAAUUACAUAUCCGUUUAUAUUCCCUGUUCCUGACAUUGCAAAAAUAAAAUAAAAGAAAGAAAGAAAGAAAGGAAAAAAAUAGGGGUCAGUGCGGAAAAAGGAAUUAAAAAUAAAAAAAUCAUGAGUAUCGGGUCAAAGGAGUUUUAACGGAUUCUUGUUUUCACGCACGUUACAUAUUUCAUUAAAUUUUUUCUCUCAUUUGUCACUAAAGUUCAUGCACCUUUAAAGGACAAAUUAUGCGACAGUGUGUGGAUGCAGUUUUAUUUCACGGAGGUACAGGUACUCCGUUGACUCAUCGCUAUAUAAGUGAUGACUAUUAUUAUGACAAAUCGAGUAACAAUGAUGCCAGCUCUGAUUCUUUGGAAAGAUUUUCCCUAAUUCCGCAAGAAAAGUGGCGUACGGAUACGGUAUUACCGGUCGCUUUGCUGCCGGCUGCCGAGGGCAUGUCUGCACGAUCUCAUCACAGAAUUCGACAGUCCUCGGUGGGACUGGAUGAUGCUGGUAUGGAUUUGCAAGCUGCACAGCUUCGCGCCCGUACCAAUCAGGAGAUUAGCUCAACUGUAUCUCUAUCAUGGCUAGAUUGGCAAUUGUCCCUUUUCAUAGUUUUCUGCGCCACCGUUGGCGCAAUUCUCUUCACUUUUCUGAUCCUCUUAUGGCUGCGAAAGCAAAUGUCGCGUGAAAAGGACACUGAAGAUGGUGAUAUGCGAGGAUUGGUAGAAGAGGGAGCAGUUUGUUCUUCAGAAAAGGCCAGUAAAGAUAAUAAGGAUCCUAUCGAAGCACAGUGGGUUCAUCAAUCAGUUCUUAAGCCGCCUGUACCAGUUCAGCCAAUUCGGCCCGUUCCCGAGACGUCGGGUCUGGCAGCUUCACGACAGAUAAUGGCAGUCGCAACUCCGGAAAGGAGACCUGAGCCAAUGCGCAUCAGACCGAAAGGACUCCUCGAAAGACGAGGCUCGAGCGCAAGUUUGACAAUUGAAUUGACCCCUGCACCCGAGAGUCCACCGCACGUGGUGACACCGACUCGGGAAUGUACCGCUGAAGAGUUUCUUCUCAGCGCUGGAAAUAUUUUAUCCCGCGUACAAUUGAAAAAAGCAAUCAGUGAUCCAAGUUCUCUGCACAAAGAAUUUUGGGAAGUGCCCCUAAAUCUUCCCGAGAAAGUGGAUGUUUGCGGAUCUGGAAUUAAAAAUAGAUAUCGCUCGGUAUUGCCAAAUUCACAGACACGAGUUGUCUUGCCUGGCUCCGAUGAUCCACUGAAUAGUUACAUUAACGCAAAUUAUAUUCGCGGUUAUGAUGGAGAUAACGUUAGGUACAUUGCAACACAAGGACCUUUAAUCAACACAAUUGAUGACUUUUGGCGUAUGAUUUGGUCGGAAAGAUCUCCUGUGGUUGUAAUGAUAACGCGAUUACACGAGGCAGCAAAGACAAAAUGUGACGCAUACUUUCCGGUUGAGGAAAAUAGCAGGAUAAACACUGGAUCUUAUGAAAUAAUGGUUAUGUCUGUGGUUAGCCGAGACGGUUACACAGUUAGGGACCUUGAAAUUAGGCAUCAAAGUGAACGACGCAACAUUCUGCAUUAUUGGUAUGACUCGUGGCCAGAUCAUGCUGUGCCACAAGAAGCUGAUACGCUCGUUAGCUUAGCUGCGGAAGUAAAUAAUUUAUCGGGACCCAUAAUAGUUCACUGCAGUGCAGGAAUCGGAAGGACAGGAUGUUUCAUAGCAUUAGCAAAUGGAAUGACUCAGCUCAUAAGAGACGGAAAUGUCGAUGUUUUAGGCAUUUUAUGUCAAAUGAGGUACGACAGAGGUGGAAUGAUACAAACUGCAGAGCAGUAUGAAUUUGUACAUCGAGCCCUUUGCCUCUUUGAACAAACACUCGACAACAAAAAAUCUGUUUCAAACGACUGAGACGGGGACUUUAUUGGAACUGAUAAAAGAAAUCUAGCCUUUGCUAAAAUAUACUUUCUAUUACGUCCACGUAUGUGCGUCUCUUCUGCAUGAGGAAAACAAUCUCCAAAAAAAAAUUUACUUUUUCUAUUAGUUGGAGAGAGGAUGAGAGAAAAGAGAUAAACAGAGAGUGAGAGCGAGAGAGAGAGAGAGGAUAAAAAUGUCCCUCCCCUGGUUUUUCAAUUCUAAUGAGCGACUGGCUCAUUAAAAAAAAGCUGCCAUUUUUAAACUGCCAUGACGAAUCUUUGACAAUUAAUAUCAGUCUUUAAAAAAGAAAAACAAAAAACAAACAGCUCAAGAGAGUUUAAAGCUUCAAUAAACAAUGGAUUAUCUGUGAUUCGACGAACACUGCUUCUUCAGACGAAUCAAAUAUAUAUUUUAUCCAUGCGAUAAUUGAUGACAAAUAUAUAAAUGGUGUUCAUUUAAAUAUUAAAAAAAAAUUUGAAUGAAGCUAAAACAUCAAAUGAAAGAAAUAAUUCACUGGCAGUCUAUGAAUAUUUUUAGUUUUAUAUUUUUCAAGUUGUUUAAAUCUUAGACAUUUUAUUAUUUCUUAGUCUUUCAAAUAUCGUUGAUUUUCUUGUUUCCAUUUAUGAGAAAUAUCUUCCAAUCGAUUUGUAGGAUGUUAUUUACAGAAAAUGUCAGGGAAAGUGAAAUGUUUCACAAAAUAGAAAACAAUGUUAUUCGGAUAUUUUGUGAUCAUUCAUUAUUGUCGAUCAUAUAUAAUUUCCAUUAUUAAAAAAUUUCCAAUUCUAUUCUUUUUGGAUAAAAGUAUUUAAUAAUAUUUAUUAUAACAAUAUUAAUAUUUAAAAAAUAUUUAUUGAAAUUUUUUAUUUUUCUUGAAUUGAAAUUCAUUUUAAAAUUGAAAUAAAAAAAUGGAAAAAAUGUUUGAGAAACAAAAAUAAAUGAUCGGUGAAUAAUAAAUGAUACAUACAUAAUUGCUUAUUUUGAAUCGGGUAAAGAAUUUGGGACCCAUAAAUGAUAAUCAUCAGCUUUUAUCUUUCAUCCAGUUCCUAAUUGUGUUUUUACGCUAUCGGUCAUGACUUUUUCUGAAUAUCUUAUAUAAAUAUAUAUAUAUAUAUAUUAUAUAAUAUUUAGCAACAAAGACUGAAUGCAUGUAUAUGUAAUACAAUGUAAUUAUUAUUUAAUCGUUCCAAAUUUUACAUAGAUUAGUUCGACUUGAACAGAUCGUGACUCAAUGGCUAGAUUCGAAAGAAAUUGUUGAUAAUUUGAAUGUUAAAGAAAGCAAGUCACUUGUAGGGAAAAAAUUCUUAAUUAAAUGUUGACAGAAGAACUCCUUUUUUUCCGAGAGUGAAAAUAAAAGUUCUUUUUCUUCAAACUUAGAUCUAUCUAAUCUAACGAAAUGCUGUGAUCAGAAGUGCUUCUCUCCAUUUCAAAAUGUAAAUUUUGAGUUCUUUUCAUAAAAUCAAGAUUUUUCUCACAUUUAAAAUGAAAAAGAAAAUUAUUUCGAAUGAUGGGAAAAGUCUGCAGCAUCUGAUCGUUGAUUAUGAGAGAUGGUUCUUGUCCAUUGAUCUGUAAUGUUUUAUUUUUUAUUAAGUUGCCAUGAAAUCACACUUAAAUAUUUUCGAAUAUUUUUAUCAAUAUUUAUAUAAGGGCGUUAAUAUUCAUCUCUACAAUACAAUCUCUUUAUUACAAUUUUUGAUAUAUAUUUAUAGAUACUGUUUUUUUUCUAUUGUUUAAUUUUAAUAAAGUACUAUAUAUUAUUAUAAUAAAUUGGAUUGAAUUCAAAUAAAAAUAAUUAAUAUCGAGAAGAUAAUGUAAAUGUUAGUGGUUAACAUAAUUUUUUUUUUAGUAACAUAAAUUGUUUAGAAUAGUUUUAAAAAAUGUGGAUUUAAAUUUAUAUUUUAACUAAUUUUAUUUUACAAUUAAUAAUCGAUUGUAUUUAAAGGGUAGAGAAUCUCUUCUUUUGUAGAUGUUUUCUUGCUGAGAUGUUAAUUUCUCUUUUAUUUUAUUUUUUGUUGCAAUUGUCAUUAUUUCUUUUAUAAUGAGAUGCAUCGUAUUAUUUUUAAUAAUCAUCUUUUUUUAUUAAUGCUAUUGCAUUCACAAAUUAUAUAAAUAUAUAUAAUAUGUAUGAAAAGAAAAUGAACGAUCUGAUCCCUGAUUUGUUUUUUAAAUCGAGUGCGCAGAGUAUUACUCUUUUUUUGAUUUUAAUUUUCGUUUAUUUAAAAAAAAAAUAAGGAAAUUGUAAAUUAUCUUCGCGCUGCUUACAAGCAAUUAACUCUAAUUAAAUGCGUGCGAAUGAAAGAUUGUGAUAUACAUAUGUGUACAUAUAUUGUACAAAGAACGAUAUAAUAUAUUCAUAUUAUCUAUAUAUUAAAGAAAAAAAAAUUAAGAGAGAAUAUUUGUGUAAAUGAUGAAAUAAUUAAGAGAAUAAAUUAUUUUCGGGUGCUCGUCAAGACUCAAAAAAAUAAAUAAAUAAAAAGAAGAAAAAAAAUGGAAACAAAGUGAAGUAGAAAAUUAUACAAAUAUGGUAAAAAUAAUAAUUAUUUUAGCGACCCCUCGGUGUUCAUUGUACUUAUGUGACGUAAAUAAAUGUUUAUAGCGUAUA